Messenger RNA from Tetrapisispora phaffii CBS 4417, 612 nucleotides. It is a transcript of the gene EFB1, whose product is annotated as translation elongation factor 1 subunit beta. The record is from RefSeq and is a predicted model, not a curated record. Bases 1 to 612 code for a protein of 203 amino acids. Gene Ontology annotation, cellular component: cytosol; eukaryotic translation elongation factor 1 complex. Gene Ontology annotation, biological process: translational elongation. NCBI's taxonomy places the organism in Eukaryota, Fungi, Ascomycota, Saccharomycetes, Saccharomycetales, Saccharomycetaceae. The transcript is spliced from 2 exons. Gene Ontology annotation, molecular function: translation elongation factor activity; guanyl-nucleotide exchange factor activity.
AUGGACUUCUCUAAAAUUGAAACUUUAUCCAAGUUAAAUGCUUCAUUAGCUGGUAAAUCUUACGUCGAAGGUACUUCUGCCACUCAAUCCGACGUUGCUGCUUUCAAGGCUUUCCAAAACGCUUACCCAGAAUUCUCUAGAUGGUUCAACCACAUCUACUCUAAGUCCGAACAAUUCUCUUCUUUCCCAGCUGGUUCCGCUUCUGCUGCCGCUGAAGAAGAAGAUGAUGACGAUGUCGAUUUAUUCGGUUCCGAUGACGAUGCAGAUGAAGAAGCUGAAAAAUUAAAGGCUCAAAGAAUUGCUGAAUACAACGCCAGAAAGGCUAACAAGCCAGCCAAGGCUGCUGCCAAGUCUAUCGUCACCUUAGAUGUCAAGCCAUGGGAUGAUGAAACUGACUUAGAAGCCAUGUUAGCUCACGUUAAAUCCAUUGAAAUGGAAGGUUUAACUUGGGGUGCUCACCAAUUUAUUCCAAUUGGUUUCGGUAUUAAAAAGAUCCAAAUGAACUGUGUUGUUGAAGAUGAAAAGGUCUCUAUCGAUGAAUUACAACAAUUGAUCGAAGAAGAUGAAGACCACGUUCAAUCCACUGAUGUCGCUGCUAUGCAAAAAUUAUAA